AUGUUUAUCAAGCAGAUUAUCAUCCAAGGCUUUAAGAGCUAUAAAGAUCAAACCGUCAUCGAACCCUUUUCUCCAAAGCACAAUGUGAUUGUUGGUCGCAAUGGCUCCGGCAAGAGUAACUUCUUUGCUGCCAUUCGGUUCGUUCUUAGUGAUGCCUAUACACAUAUGGGAAGAGAAGAGCGCCAGGCGCUGCUACACGAAGGCUCAGGUUCCGCGGUGAUGUCGGCGUAUGUUGAAAUUAUAUUUGACAAUUCGGACGACCGUUUCCCAACAGGCAAAGAUGAGCUCAUACUACGCCGUACCAUCGGCUUGAAGAAGGAUGAAUAUACUCUGGACCGGAAGAAUGCUACCAAAUCUGACGUCAUGAACUUACUUGAGUCUGCUGGCUUCUCGAGGUCAAACCCGUACUAUAUUGUCCCACAAGGCCGAGUGACAACCCUAACGAACAUGAAAGACUCCGAACGGUUAGUGCUUCUGAAAGAAGUUGCGGGAACUCAGGUUUAUGAAGCACGCCGUACGGAGUCUCUAAAGAUAAUGAACGAGACCAACAAUAAAAGAGCGAAGAUUGACGAACUGCUCGAUUAUAUCAACGAGAGGCUUGGCGAGCUUGAAGAGGAAAAGGACGAGCUUAGAAACUUUCAAGAGAAGGAAAGGGAGAGGCGUUGCCUUGAGUACACUAUCUAUUCUCGGGAGCAGGCUGAGAUUGCAAGUGCUCUAGAAAGUAUUGAUGACCAAAGACAAGCAGGGGUUGAAGACACGGACGCCAAUAGAAACAGACUCAUGCAGGGUGAAAACGAUAUUGCUCAAAUUGAGACCCAAAAGGCAGAGCUCAGGCAACAAAUGGAACUUCUGAAGCUGGAAAAAGACCAGCUGGAGGACGAUAGACGGGAUGCAUCCCGAGCUCUUGCGCAAGCCGAAUUACAGCGAAAGUCCCUCUCAGAAGGCCAGAGCGCUGCUCAGAGGUCAAAAGCUGAGCGUGAAGCGAAUGUUGAGCGAGUGAAUGCUGCCAUUAAGGAACGUGAAGAGGAGUUGAGCACGCUAGUCCCUCAGUUCAACGAAAUGAAAGAACGAGAAGACCAGGCAAAAUUCAAUUUGAAUGAUGCCGAAACUGGCAGACAGCGCCUAUAUGCAAAGCAGGGACGAAUUUCUAGGUUUAGGAAUAAAGGCGAGCGUGAUAAGUGGCUACAUGGCGAAAUACAGAAUACUCAUGCGCAAGUUUCGACCGUCAAGGCUGUUCGAAUACAGACCACCAAGGAGAUUCAAGAGCUUGAGAAUGACAUCACGCUUCUGGAGCCGGAGGUUGAGAAGCUUCGAAAGGAGGCGGAUGGUUGGGGCGAUAACCUUCAAUCUAUUGAUCAAGAGGUUCAAACAGCCAAGGAUGAACGGGAUCGGCUAAUUGACCAGCGAAAAGAGCUUUGGAGAGAAGAAGCUAAGCUUGACUCGAUUCUCACCAACGCCACCCAUGAGGUGGAAAGAGCAGAGAGAUCACUUGCGCACAUGAUGGAUCAAAACACCAGCAGGGGCCUUGCAGCAGUACGACGCAUCAAAAGGCAAUAUAAUCUUGAGGGUGUCUAUGGAACGCUUGCAGAGCUCUUUGACGUUAGUGACAGAUAUCGUACAGCUGUUGAAGUUACUGCUGGUCAGAGUCUCUUCCACUAUGUUGUCGAUACUGAUGAGACAGCUACCAAAGUACUAGAGAUUUUGCAAAAGGAGAAGUCAGGGAGAGUCACUUUCAUGCCAUUGAACAGGUUAAAGCCAAGGGCCAGCAACAUUCCUCGUGCCAGCGACACAAUUCCAAUGAUUGAGAAGCUGCAAUAUGACCCUCGGUAUGAGCCAGCUUUCCAGCAAGUUUUUGGUCGGACAAUUAUCUGUCCAAAUCUUCAGAUUGCGUCUCAGUAUGCUCGCAGCCACGGCGUCAAUGCCAUUACCCCUGAAGGUGAUCGAUCUGACAAGCGUGGUGCUCUGACUGGUGGUUUCCAUGAUUCGAGAAAGUCUCGGCUUGAUGCAACAAAAAAUGUUGCCAAAUGGCGAGAUGAGUAUGAUGCAAAGAAGGCUCGAGGAGGAGAGAUCCGCCGUGAAUUGGAAAAGAUGGACCAAUUGAUUACGCAGGCAGUGGGACACCUUCAAAAAGCAGAGCAAAAGCGGCAGCAGCUACAUUCCAGCAAUGGGCCACUACGUCAGGAGAUCAAGAGCAAGCGGGAUCUACUACACAACAAAACUGACGCCCUCGAGGCGAAGAGACGCGCUCUUAAGAAUAUUGAGGUUAACGUGGAAUCACUCACUAGCCAAAUAACGGCCCACGAGGAGGAACUUGCCACGCCCUUUGAGAAGGCACUUUCGAAUGCUGAGGAAGCACGCUUAGAGAGUCUCAACUCUAUGGUGCAGGACCUUCGACGAGAGCAUGCGGCACUCUCCAGCAGCCGCAGCGAGCUAGAAACUAGAAAGUCCAUCUUGGAAGUGGAGUUGCGAGAAAAUCUUUACCCACAGCUGGAUCAUCUAGCCGGCCAAGGCCUUGAUGCUGGGGAAGAAACCGCUCAUGGAAACCUGAAGGAGAGCGAGAGGGAGGUCAAGAAGCAGCAGAAGGCGCUCGAGAAACUCAGCCAGAAACUUCAGAAACUGGAGAACUCCAUAGAACAACAAAACACCGAAGCUUCGCAGCUUGAGCAGCGUCGGGCGGAUAUAAAACGUGAGCUAGAAGAAUUCGCAAAGUCCAUUGAAAAGCACCAACGCCGCAUGGAAAAGAGCAUGCAGAAAAAGGCAGCGUUGACUGCUCAAGCAUUGGAAUGCAGUGCCAACAUUCGCGACCUCGGUGUGCUUCCUGACGAGGCCUUUACGAAGUUCAAAAACACGGAUUCCAACACAAUAGUCAAGAAGCUACACAAGGCUAAUGAAGCUCUCAAGAAAUAUUCACAUGUGAAUAAGAAGGCUUUCGAGCAGUACAACAGCUUCACUAAGCAGCGAGAGACUCUCACCAAACGUCGAGAGGAACUUGAUGCGUCCCAUAAGUCCAUUGACGAGCUCAUUAUGAUCUUGGAUCAGAGAAAGGAUGAGGCCAUUGAACGAACCUUCAAGCAAGUUUCUAGAGAGUUUGCGAGAAUUUUUGAGAAACUAGCCCCAGCCGGUCGAGGACGACUUAUUAUCCAGAGGAAAACUGAUGCUGCCACUAGACAGCAGGAGGAUAUGGACUCGGAUGAAGAGGAGGCUCGCCGUAGUGUGGAGAACUACAUCGGGGUUGGUAUCAGUGUUAGUUUUAACAGCAAACAUGACGAUCAGCAGAGGAUCCAACAGCUCAGUGGUGGUCAGAAGAGUUUAUGCGCGCUUGCUCUUGUUUUUGCCAUCCAGGCCUGUGAUCCCGCACCGUUUUACCUCUUCGACGAGAUUGACGCUAACCUUGACGCUCAAUACCGAACGGCUGUAGCCCAGAUGCUUCAGUCCAUAUCAGAAGAAACCAACGGCCAGUUCAUCUGUACAACAUUCCGACCUGAGAUGCUUCACGUUGCCGAAAAGUGCUACGGCGUAAGCUUCCGAAGCAAGGCCAGUACCAUCGAUGUCGUCUCGCGAGAGGAGGCUUUGAAGUUUGUUGACGAGCAGAAGUCCUGA
This is a messenger RNA of Nannizzia gypsea CBS 118893, 3600 nucleotides long. RefSeq names its product chromosome segregation protein sudA. Lineage: Eukaryota; Fungi; Ascomycota; Eurotiomycetes; Onygenales; Arthrodermataceae. The transcript has 5 exons. The record is from RefSeq and is a predicted model, not a curated record. The coding region runs from base 1 to 3600 and encodes 1199 amino acids. Gene Ontology annotation, cellular component: chromosome. Gene Ontology annotation, molecular function: cohesin loader activity; double-stranded DNA binding; protein binding. Gene Ontology annotation, biological process: mitotic sister chromatid cohesion.